Molecule: messenger RNA, 3736 nt
Organism: Sebastes umbrosus (honeycomb rockfish)
Lineage: Eukaryota; Metazoa; Chordata; Actinopteri; Perciformes; Sebastidae
Product: transmembrane protein 233-like
Exons: 4
Coding region: 269-601 (110 amino acids)
Cellular component (GO): membrane
Source: RefSeq, a predicted model, not a curated record
UGGAGGCCAGCAGGGUUAGUGAUCCUCUCCCACCUCUACUCCUGUUCCCUCUCCCCACAAACUGCGUUUUUUUUUCCAGCUUUGAAAGAGGACCACCACACAACAUAUCAGACUUUUGAACUUUUGGUUUCAAACUAGUUACAAGUUGGACUUCAGCUCCUCAAGUUGGAUUUCUGUCCUUUCAGGUUCGGCUUAUUUACGGCUUGUUUUCACCGUUUCUAAUUUCUAAUUUUCUCCCCCGGACUGUGUUUCAUUUCAGUGAGGUACGAUGGCUCCUGGAGUGCUUAAUGCACAAGUUAAAAAUUCCCUGAGUGGGAAUGAAUAUUUUGACCACGGUUCUAUAGAGGAACAGGAAUCUCUACCUCCGCUCCGCAGCUACCUUUGCUUGACUGUUCUCACCUGCUUUUGUCCUGCAUACCCCGUCAACCUUGUGGCCCUGGUCUUGUCUAUCAUGUCUAGGAACAGCUAUUAUCGCGGUGACUACGAUGGUUCGAGGCGGCUGGGCAGGAGCGCUCUCUAUGUCGCUGUUGCCUCCGUCAUCAUCGGCCUUCUCAUCAUCGCCAUCUCCUGCAUCGUUCAUUUUACCAAUGAUGAUGGUUAGUGUUGUGGACGGGGAAAGAGGGGGAGAAGAGAAAUAAGACAGCUGGACAGAAAACGGUGGAUGAUGAUGUCUGGAUGGGCUCAGGUGGUUGGCUCAUACUGUACCAUCUGCCAAAGAAAGGACUAUGACUCGCCUCGUGUUUACUUCAAUCUGCACAUCACUUCCUCUCAUGUUUACUGCUCUUCAUGUGGACAAUCAAGGACUAUAAAAUCUGGUAAAUGUUUACAUUUCAAAGAUGCUUUGAAUUAAAAAGGCAGCUUUCUUCAAAUGUGUAGGGAAUCGGUGCUUUACAGCAAGUUUUUGUUAGGUUGUGACCCCAAUAUGAAAAAUGUAUUUUCACUGUUGUUUUUUAACUAGAAUGGUGACAACAAACUGUCUAUAACUUGAUCAGAAUACCUACUUUAUCCAUUAAGAAAUACUUUUAUUUCUGAUAAUACUUUUACUACAACAUACUACAACAUUUAUAUUCAUUAUUAUAAUAAUGUCUGUCAUUGGUAACAUUAAUAAAAUAACUUUGGUAUGUACAGUACCAUUUAUUCCUCAUCUGUAACAAUAAAGAAUUUACAAUGUUUUAAUGCUUCUUAGCGAACUCCUUAUUAAUUAGCUCUAGAUAUUUCUAGAUUAUUUCCUGCUGUACAUCACGAUUGUGUCUAAGAAUGAAUGUAUAAACAAACCUGUUGGUUCAUUUUUGUUCUAUGUUUGUUGUUUUACUGUAAAAGGCCCUCAACCGAUUUUAUUUCUGUUUACUUGUUGAAAAGAAUUCGACUCGCCCUGUGGCUACUUCUGAGGCUAUGAAGGGAGCUUUUUAUCUUGAGACGAUGCAACUUUUAAAGAGGAAAUAACAUAUUAUUCCACUACCUACAUUCAUGAGCAAUACAACACUCUCUUCUUCAAUUUAAUACAGUCAGGGAUUUGCUGCUACAGCCACACGUGGUCUGGUAUGACUAGUAGCUUAUGGUGGCUAAUGUUAGCAAGUUUGAUUCGAUAUUGUUAGUUCCCAUUGCAAAGCCUAAAACAAAAUAUGCUGGCCUCGGUAAAAAACACUUUGGUGGACAGGGCCCCUUACUCUUCUCCACUUAUGCUACUUUUAUAGGUUUUAGCAAUGAUCCCUUAAUUGUCACUUGUGGCUGCUGCACAGCAAAAGUUACAAAAUCCCACUUUAAAAGUACAGAAAAUAACCCUGAUGAUGUCAUCACAAAUUUGGAAUGAAGUGCCCCUUUAACAACAUACUAAAAAACAUUUUUUUUUUACCUUUCUUGGCAACUGCAGGUUAUAUUUCCCGUUUGAUUCAUUUCAUCUUGUUAAUGCUAUGUUAUCUGAGAAGUGCCACACUAUUUCCUGUGUGGAUUGACAAGCCAUGGCGUGGCUCGAGACUGGGCCAAAUUUGGCAUCAAAGCUAUCAUAUAAAAGUAAACACAAUCCAAAAGAUCAUAUUACAUGUCUUUGAGAUUAUCUACACCUGUUGCCUAUUGGACCUUCACACUCCACCCCUCUUUUUUAACCUUUAAAUUCUGUUUUAAAUUAUGAUUUAAUGCAAAAUAAACAGAGUUAUGUACAUAAACAGACUCAGGCCUAUUUGGAAUAUUUGUUUCUCACCCAAGUUUAUUUCGAAACCUCAUUUGAACCUUUAAGUAUGACAUGUCUUGCUGGGAAAUUUUCUAGUAGUUUGAUAUGUCAUAGUAUCUCCCUAACUAAAUAUAGAAGAUUUCCCGUCCGUGUCGCAGGUUGCGCAGCACGGCACAUGGUCAAGCAGAAGUGACCCUGUUGCAAGGUAGUUGAAACAUAUGAAAAGUGUCAUAAAAGGUAGGGAGGAAAUAAAGUGAUGAUUCAGAUAAGUUCAAGCAGGAAGGGGCUGACCCUGUGUGUCCAAUUCAAUCUCAUCUCAGACCUCAUCUCAGUUUUUUUCCAUUGUUGCUAUUGAACACUUUUCUUACAUGUAUCUUCACAGCUCUCCACGGGAUAACAAUGACCUUCAUAGACAGACAAAUUAACACCUAAAUGCUAUAAACAAAACUAAUUAAAAUGCGCCGUUUGCGUUUUCAUUUUCGAUUUGCAGUAUUCUGUCAAACCAAUCUCCCGUGUGCAGGUGUAACUCAAAGCAGUGCCUCUGAUGUAACAAGCCUGUUGCCAAGUUCAGCAGUUAUUCUAAUGCACUUGGACAAAUUAGUUUUGGCAGUAAUCUUGUACUAUUAUCUCCAAUUACUUGAAAUGCAGUGUGUUUGUAGUGCCACCUCUUUGAUGUCACACCAAAGCAAACCUUGAGAGAACGAGAUGAAAAAUGAAAUGAGUGCAGGGAUUAGGCGACUUGAAAGCACUUAGUAAGAUUAUCUUGGGAUCAAGGUAGACUUUGUGACAGGAAACUGAUUACCGUAGUAUAUAAUGAAGCCUUUGUAUUGAAAAAUCCGCACAAACAAAAUUAAUUAAUAUAGUUUUCAUUACAUAUUUAAUGCUACAUUACAGAGAUUUCCAGCUUUGUGAGUCAGCUGUGUUUUUUUCUUAUUCUGUACCAGAAUAAUGUUCUUUUCCAGCUCGCAUUCACAGCAUCAGCUCACCUGAAGCUGUGCUGUUGUGUUGCUAGCUGCACUAUAGCAGCCAAUACAUUUGGAGAGCACUCCAUGACUCACAUGAAGUGCUCAUAAAUAGGCCACUCAAAGCAGCUGCUUCCAUUAGCACAAGAUAGAGCCUCCGUGCGUACAUAUCCCAUGACACAUUCCUCUCAGGGAGCAGCAGUUUGAUCCAGUUUGAAUACAUGAAAGAGGAUAACUGUGGGAAUGAUGCAGAGCGGGCAAGGAAACACUAAGAUGCAUUCAGCCUACAUCUGGAAAUGGGGCUGAUCAGAGUUGCGAGAGUAAACCAAAAAAGAAAAAAAAGAAAACCCAAAACAAUCAUCCGCCACAACCAUCAGCUAAAAUGAACACACCUGUGGAGGCAAUUAACGGGGGCGGGAGCACAGCGACAGGAUAUAACUGCUGCCCAGAACGGAGCGACAAAAAAAGAAAACACAACGGAGCAAAGGAGAAGCGGAAAGAGACUGAGAGCGGAGCGGGCGGACGCAGCCGCAUAGCUGUUAGUUUUAAUAAUCCUGCUUGGUGCCACUUUUACUGAUCAAUUUUUCAAUAAAUUAUUCAACUUGAA